This is a messenger RNA of Dacryopinax primogenitus, 573 nucleotides long. Its product is annotated as ribosomal protein L36e. Gene Ontology annotation, biological process: cytoplasmic translation. Gene Ontology annotation, molecular function: structural constituent of ribosome. The coding region runs from base 38 to 346 and encodes 102 amino acids. Gene Ontology annotation, cellular component: ribosome; cytosolic large ribosomal subunit. The record is from RefSeq and is a predicted model, not a curated record. The transcript has 3 exons. NCBI's taxonomy places the organism in Eukaryota, Fungi, Basidiomycota, Dacrymycetes, Dacrymycetales, Dacrymycetaceae.
GGACUGUCUAGUCACCGACAACCGACACUCCACCAAAAUGGCCGUCACCCGCACCAACCUCAGAUUCGGCGCCAACACCGGCCGCACAACGACGGCGAUCGAGAAGAAGCCCAAGCCCUCUCACCGCAAGGGCGUCAAGAACGAGAAGUCAAAGUUUGUGUACUCGGUCGUGCGUGAGGUAGCUGGCUUCGCACCAUAUGAGCGUAGGGUUAUGGAGUUGCUGAGGAACAGCAAGGACAAGAAGGCUCGCAAGCUCACUAAGAAGCGCCUUGGGACAUUACUCCGCUCUAAGCGCAAGCUUGAGGAACUCCUGAACGUCAUCGCCGAGAGCAGGAGAGCUCACUGAGCGGAUGCAGCCCCUGGUGUGGAUGUUGGCUGAACUGAGUACCAUUAUGCGGGCUGGUGGGGAGAUGAAGAUCACCGAGCUGUUUCCUAUGCACACACUACGCGAUAUGAAUGUCAUGUGAUCUGCCACUCACUGUAUGCAUGCGAAGUGUUUUCCUUGUGUAGAUGUGGCCUGCACUCCGACCAGCUCCUAUUACACCCUACCGGUAACAUCGUGCCGUUCGGGUC